AUGGAUAUUCGAUUUCCAUACUCGCCGGCGGAGGUCUCCAAAGUCCGUUUUGUUCAGUUCGGCAUCAUCAGCCCCGAUGAAAUUAGGCAAAUGUCGGUGGUGCAUAUCGAGCACAGUGAGACGAUGGAGAGAGGGAAGCCAAAGAUUGGCGGCCUUAGCGAUCCUCGUCUGGGUACCAUUGAUCGGAAGAUGAAGUGCGAGACCUGUAUGGCCAGUAUGGCAGAGUGUCCUGGACACUUUGGGCACCUUGAGCUUGCCAAACCCAUGUUCCAUAUUGGGUUUAUAAAAACAGUACUCAGUAUUAUGCGGUGUGUUUGCUUCAAUUGCUCCAAGAUUCUUGCCGAUGAGGAGGAUCACAAAUUUAAACAGGCUCAGAAAAUCAGAAAUCCCAAAAACAGGCUUAAAAAGAUUUUAGAUAGCUGCAAGAGCAAAACCAAAUGCGAAGGUGGUGAUGAAAUUGAGUCCCAAGGUCAAGACACUGAUGAACCAGUUAAGAAGAGUAGAGGGGGUUGUGGUGCUCAGCAGCCAAAGCUUACUAUUGAAGGUAUGAAAAUGAUUGCUGAAUACAAGAUUCAGAAAAAGAAAAGUGACGACCCUGAACAGCUUCCCGAACCUGUUGAAAGGAAACAACAGCUUUCUGCUGAAAGGGUUCUUAAUGUCCUCAAGCGAAUAAGUGAUGAAGACUGCAUUUUGUUGGGUUUGAAUCCUAAGUUUGCCCGUCCAGAUUGGAUGAUUUUGCAAGUCCUCCCAAUACCUCCCCCUCCUGUAAGACCUUCGGUGAUGAUGGAUACAUCCGCACGGAGUGAGGCAAGUCCUUUGUGCGGUCUUAUACUCCUUUUACGAGGGGCCCUGCUCUUAAAUCUACAAGAUGAUUUGACCCAUCAGUUGGCCAUGAUCAUAAGGCAUAAUGAGAAUCUGAGGAGACAGGAGAGAAAUGGGGCUCCUGCACAUAUAAUAUCUGAAUUUGCACAAUUGUUGCAGUUCCAUGUAGCUACAUAUUUUGACAAUGAGCUUCCGGGUCAGCCAAGGGCUACACAGAGGUCAGGCCGCCCUAUUAAAUCAAUCUGCAGUAGGCUUAAAGCUAAGGAGGGUCGGAUUAGGGGUAACUUGAUGGGUAAGCGGGUCGAUUUUUCAGCACGGACAGUCAUCACCCCAGAUCCAACCAUUAACAUUGAUGAAUUGGGAGUUCCAUGGAGUAUUGCUUUGAAUUUGACGUAUCCAGAAACUGUCACUCCGUAUAAUAUUGAAAGGCUAAAGGAGCUUGUUGAAAAUGGCCCUCAUCCUCCCCCUGGGAAAACUGGAGCCAGGUACAUCAUUAGAGAAGAUGGUCAGAGGCUUGAUCUUCGUUAUUUGAAGAAAAGUAGUGACUGUCAUCUGGAGCUCGGAUACAAGGCAACCAUCCUUUUUUUGUGUUUUGUAGUUAUGGUUGAGUAG
This is a messenger RNA of Ilex paraguariensis (yerba mate), 1434 nucleotides long. The record is from the annotation of a GenBank genome assembly. NCBI's taxonomy places the organism in Eukaryota, Viridiplantae, Streptophyta, Magnoliopsida, Aquifoliales, Aquifoliaceae.